GGACUUGCAGAACCGACUGGCACUGGGCGGGACUUCCUACAGUGCGUCCUGUCUGUGGUUUAACUUCCCUUUGGGUAGAUUGUUAGAGGAAUCUGAGCUUUAGGAUCGCCAAGUUAUACUCAAGAGAGCGAGCUGGCACCGAGUGACAACCGAUGAGACCACCGGCAGGGUUGGUGGCCAUGCACGGGCCCCAGCACCAUCAGCAGAAUCCGAUGGCGACUCCGAGGCACCCAGCUCAGGGCUGUGUGACUUUUGAGGACGUGGCUGUGUACUUCUGCCGGGAAGAAUGGAAGCUCCUGGAUGAAGCUCAGAGGCUCCUGUAUCUUGAUGUGAUGCUGGAAAACUUUGCACUUAUAAUGCCACUGGUUUGUUGCCAUGAAGCAGAGGCUGAAGAAACAACCUGUGCACAGACUGUGUCACCAGCUGAAGAACCACAGGUCAGGGCUCCAAAGGAGGGUCUACCCACGCAGAAGACUCAUCCUUCUGACAUCUGUGUCGCAGUCCUGAGAGACAUCUUGCAUCUGAAUGACCUACCUGAGCAGAAACCGUAUCUGACUGAGGUGUGUGCAAACCUCCUGGACCAGAAGCACCCUAGAGCCAAGAACUGGUUAAAGAGAGAUGUGGGCUCCCUUGUGAAGAGCUGUAUAUGCCAUAUAUCAGGGAAUCCUUUCAUCUGUAGUAAGAUUGGAGAGAACUUCCCAGCCAUGUGGAAUCCUCUCCAAUCCCAGGCCACUCCCAAAGGUGAGAAGCUAAACAAAAUUAAGCACAGACAGGCUUUUCACAAGGAUAAAAAGAAUUCUAAGUCAGGUGAAUAUAAGAAAUCUUCCAGCCCCCAACACGGGCUUCUUGAGUGCCACAGAGUCGUCGGUGAGAAGGGACAUGUUGAAUCUAGCAAAUGUAAGCAAGAUUUAAACAAGUGCACACUUGUAUCAUCUCAGACAGACCAAGCUGAAAAGAGACCGUAUGAGUGUCAAAUCUGUGGAAAAGUGUUUGGCCAAAAAGCGACCCUUAGAAUUCACCAGAGACGUCAUACUGGAGAAAAACCGUAUAAGUGCGGUGAAUGUGGGAAGUCCUUUUGUCAGAGCUCCAACCUCAGUGAGCACUGCAGAGUUCACAGUGGAGAAAGACCUUAUGAGUGUGUGCAGUGCGGGAGAGCCUUCGGGUGCCAUUCUAGCCUUCUUCGGCACCAGAGGACACACACCGGAGAAUGGCCGUAUGAAUGUGGGGAUUGUGGAAGAUUGUUUAGACAGAUCGUCAGCCUGAUUACCCACCGGAGGACUCACACUACAGAAAAGCCUUAUGAGUGUGGACAGUGUGAAAAGUCUUUUAGUCACAAAGCCACUCUUACUGUCCAUCAGAGAGUUCACACUGGAGAAAAGCCCUAUAAUUGUGAAGAAUGUGGGAAAUCCUUCAGCCAAAGCGCCAACCUCAUUAAACACUCCAAAAUUCAUACUGGAGAAAAGCCUUUUGAGUGCGGGGAGUGUGGUCUAUGCUUUCGUCAAAGAGCUACCCUCAUGAAACAUCAGAGAACCCACACUUCAGAAAGGCCUUACGAAUGUAGGGAAUGUGGUAAGUUCUUUAAACAAUACUUCUACCUCAUUGAACACCGUAGGAUUCACACUACAACAGAAUUUUAUGAAUGUGAGCAGUGCGGGAAAUCUUAUACACAAAAAGCCACCCUUAUUAGACACCAGAGAGUCCACACGGGAGAAAGUCCUUAUAAAUGUGAGGAUUGUGGAAAAGCCUUUGAAUACAAAUCCAGACUUGAUCGACAUCAAAGAACUCACACGGGGGAAAGGCCUUAUGAGUGUGCCAAAUGUGGGAAAUUCUUCAGGGAAAGCUACAAUCUUGCUGAACACCAGAAAAUCCACACUAAAGCAAAGCCUUACAGUUGCGAUCAAUGUGGUAAACGUUUUAGCCGGAGAGCUGACUUGGUUAAACACCAGAGAGUUCAUACUGGAGAAAGGCCUUAUACAUGUGGGGAAUGUGGGAAAUCCUUCAGCCGAACUACCAACCUUGUUCAACACAGCAGAAUUCACACUGGGGAACGCCCAUAUGAGUGUGAGCAGUGUGGGAAAUCUUUUAGCCAAGUAUCCACCCUCUCUCGGCAUCAGUUACUUCACACUGGAGAAACACCUUCUAAAUAUAGCAAAUGAGGGGCAUCUUAGACGACCCUCUAGCAUC
Messenger RNA from Phodopus roborovskii (desert hamster), 2184 nucleotides. RefSeq names its product zinc finger protein 883. The coding region runs from base 153 to 2156 and encodes 667 amino acids. Gene Ontology annotation, biological process: regulation of cytokine production; regulation of immune system process; negative regulation of transcription by RNA polymerase II. Lineage: Eukaryota; Metazoa; Chordata; Mammalia; Rodentia; Cricetidae. The record is from RefSeq and is a predicted model, not a curated record. The transcript has 3 exons.